GUUCAGGGGAUGGAAGAGCGAAGAGGUUCUCCCUCCAAAACAAAGACUAAUUCAAGGGCUUCUGCAAUCUCCAGGAGAUCCCAGGCCCAGGAGGAGGAGGAGGAGGAGGAGGAAGAGGAGGAGGAGGAGGAGGGGGACAGCAAUUCCUCUCUGUUCCCUGAUAGUGACUCUUUCAGACCCAUAAAGCCAAUCCAGGCCUUUGUGCGGGUCAAGCCCACGGCUCAUUUUGCCCAAGACAUGAUCAAGUUUGGGACAGACGACAAGAGCAUCAGCAUCCACAUCGAAAAAGAUGCCAGGGGAGGGAUUGUGAACAACUCCUCCACUGACUGGUCCUUCAGGAUGGAUGGGCUCCUCCACAACACCUCCCAGGACAAGGUUUAUGAGGCUGUGGCCAGGGACUUGGUGGCUGCAGCUUUACGUGGCUACAAUGGCACCAUCAUGUGUUAUGGGCAAACUGGGGCUGGUAAAACUUACACCAUGACUGGAGCAACUGAGUACGAGCACCGAGGGAUCAUCCCCAGAGCUAUCCAGCAGGUCUUCCAAGCAGCUGAAGAAUCCCCUGGCCUCUCCAUCACUGUCCUAAUUUCCUACCUGGAAGUCUACAACGAGGCCCUGUUUGACCUCCUGGGCCCGGGGCUGGGCCGUGGUUCCAGGAACACCCCCCUGGCUGUCCUGGAUUCCCCUCAGGGGGUUUGUGUCAGGGGUCUGUCCAUCCAUCCUGUCAGCCACGAGAAGGAGGCCCUAAAUCUCCUUUCUGAGGGUGGGACCAACAGAGCAAUAGCAGAGCACACCCUGAAUAAGAAUUCCUCCAGAUCCCACUGCAUCUUUACUAUUUAUAUUGAGUGUCAUUCCAGAGUUUACAGGAAUCUCAAAGGCAUUAAAUCUAAAAUCACCUUGAUAGACCUGGCGGGUUCGGAGAGACUGAGUGAGAUCCCGUCUGCAGGACACAUCCGGAAAGAGAACUCCUACAUCAACAGGUCCCUGACAUUCCUUGAGCAAAUCAUCCUGGCCCUGGCUGAUCCCUGGAGGGACCACAUUCCCUUCCGGCAGAGCAAACUCACUCACGUCCUCAAGGACUCCCUGGGGGGAAACUGCAACACUGUCCUGGUGACCAACAUCUGUGGGGAAGCUGCUCAUGUGGAAGAGACGCUGUCUUCCCUGCGCUUUGCCACCAGGAUGAGGUGGAUCAUGGCAGAGCCAGUUGCCAACGUGACGUUCGAGCGGGAGGUGUCAGUGAAGGCUCUGGAGGAGGAGAUUGAUCUCCUGAAGCGCGAACUGACCAUGAAGGACAUGUUUAAAAAUCGUUCUGUCGUGACUUACAGCCCCCUGACUGGUGCCCAGAGAGCAGCAAUUAAAUCCCAAGUCCACAAAUACCUCAGAGGAGCCAUCGAGGAGAUCGAUAUAGUGAACAUCAGGCAAAUCCAGGAGGUGUUUAAACAGUUCAAAGCGAUUAUAAGUCAACAGGAGAAAGACAUAGAGGCCAAGUUACGGAGCAAAUACCUGCUGGGAGACAGGGGGGAGUCCAAGGCUGACGUUGGGUCUGAGGUUGGUGAGGAGGUGGAAGAUGAGGAGAAAGAGGACAAGGAGAAGAAGAAGGAUAAGGCAGGUGUGGCUGAUUUGGAUGCUGGUUUGGUGCAGGAAGUGGAAAAGCUGCAGAAAGAGGCUUUGGAGACUGGAACUUCCUCUUCCUCACCCGUUCCUGGGGAGAAGAAGGAAGACAAGAAGAGUGAGGAGCAGAUCAACUUCCCCCCAUCCAAGGCAGAGGCGUUUGAGCUGUUUAAGCAGGAGGCUGGACGUGAGAUCAGCAGGAUCUUCAAGGAGAACAAGAGCAUCCUCCUCGCCAGGAAGAGGAGCAGCAAUUCCCUGGCCCGGAGGAUCAACGACAUCAAGCGGGAGAUGGAGGGAGUCAGGGAGACUCUGGAGGGGAAGAAGCGGAAGCGGUGGCAGGAGGGAGAAUACACCGAUGAGGAGGGCCAGGUCAUCAUCGAUGAGAAGGAGUUUUCCCUCAUCCUGAAGCUGAAGGAGCUGAAGGAAGAGCACAGGGCUGGUUAUGCUGAGCUGCAGGACCUCAAGGCAGAGAUCCAGCACUGCCAACAGCUGGUGGAUAAGUGCCGGAAAAGGCUCAUCUCAGAGUUUGAGAUCUGGUACAACGAGUCCUUCCGUAUCCCUGAGGAUGUGCUGGAAGCUCUGAGGCCCGGUGGGAGCAUCAGGCCUGGAAUGAUUCCCAUGAACAGGGUCAUGUGCCUGCAAACCUUUGACAGGACCAUGUUGGCCCUGCAGAAAAUGCGCAGGAAACGCGGGAUCGUCGGGGCUGCCGGGAAGAACAAACCCCCCUCCUUUCUGCGCAUCCUGUAG
Molecule: messenger RNA, 2355 nt
Organism: Lepidothrix coronata (blue-crowned manakin)
Lineage: Eukaryota; Metazoa; Chordata; Aves; Passeriformes; Pipridae
Gene: KIF9
Product: kinesin family member 9
Exons: 20
Coding region: 10-2355 (781 amino acids)
Biological process (GO): microtubule-based movement
Cellular component (GO): microtubule; kinesin complex
Molecular function (GO): microtubule motor activity; ATP binding; ATP hydrolysis activity
Source: RefSeq, a predicted model, not a curated record